UUAAUUUUCAGCAAUACGAUAAGGAUAUUUGCAGAGAUUAAAUAGCUAAAGCACAAGAGUUUUUACAAACUUUAUGAUUGCAAAAAAAAAUUAUUUUUAAAGUAUUUUCCGUUUCCACUAUCCUCAUAUUUCUAUUCACAUGCCAUCAUGAUGACAAACACUUCACUCGAAAGAGACUUAUAUGGAAGUUGGAUACGUUUUUAGUUCUUAUUCAGUUAUGCGUGGAGAGUUGCACAUACGCACUGCAAGUUGCCCUGAAGCUGAUCACCGCCAAAUGGUAUCGAUAGUUACCAUCAAAAGUUUGGUAAAUAUAUCGCCUUUCCGCAAGCCGGUCGUCACUUGGCAUCAUCGAGUGACAAGGCUUCCAUCAGGCGUGCACUAAGGGCAUCGCUUGGCAGUGCUCACUUCUGACGGUAGAUCCCCAGAACUGUCAUCAUGUGGGGUGGUCGGAAGCGCAAAGAGGACCGUCGGAACAGCGCCAGUGUUGUCGAGCUUCAGCGAGCCGCCAAGCUAGCGCAGUCACGACUGGCCAACUGCGACAAGUCCCCUGGUCUGCGAAGAGCCAACUCCUACAAAGAGAAUGAGAUGGGCAUGCACCGUUCACCAUCAUACCUUAAGCCUCCAUAUCCUAAUUAUUAUGAACCGGAUAGUCGGAAUAUUUCUGCAGGAUCAAGUGAGACUUCGAUAAAGCUGCACGGCAGCAGGGAACGAUUCUCCCCAUGUGCAUCGCCAAAGAUGAGCAGACUAGUGGCUAGAAGGUUAUCGGGAUCACCGCAUUCCUCAUUAAGUAAUAUCUCCCAUAACGGCAGAGAGCACAGAUCUGUCAAAGAUCUGAGGCACUGCGAGGCCCUGGCUAGCAACGACGAUGGUUAUGAAGUUGACAAGAGAAGAAGAGGGAGCGGCAGUCCCCGACACAUGAGUCUUACUGGCAUACCCGAGGACAUGAGGGUUGGUCGACUGAAUGAAACUGAUUCCCUCUUCAGUGACAACUCUUCGCUGGCGAGCUACCGUACUUGUGACUACUUCUUCAAGGUGAUGCUGAUCGGCGACUCGGGCGUCGGCAAGACUUGCCUCGUCACCAAAUUUCGCGACGGCGUCUUCCUCUCCGGCAGCUUCAUCGCCACUGUCGGGCUGGACUACAAAUUGUUUCAGAACAAAACUCUGAGGGUAGACGGCAGUCUGGUGCGGCUGCAGCUCUGGGACACGGCUGGCCAGGAAAGGUUCCGGAGCCUCACGCGCUCUCACUACAAGGACGUGCAGGCGUUGAUGUUGUUGUAUGACGUACACAACCGCCGGAGCUUCAGUAGCGUGCGUAACUGGGUGGUGGAGGCGCGUCGACUUUCCAAGCGCGACGUCGUGAUUCUUCUUGUCGGCAACAAAAGCGAUUACUCGGAGAGUGAUCGAGCAGUUACCAAAGACGAAGGCUUGCUGCUUGCGAAGGAACUCGGCCUCAACUUCGUCGAGACUUCGGCGAAAAAUGGCGACAACGUCGAGCUCGCCUUCCGAGCAGUCGCUGUGAAGCUGAAGUGCCAACACAGCGCUGACCCCGAAGACAAGAGCUUCAGCCUGCAGGACUAUCUACUUAGGAACGAGGCGUCCUGGUGGUCAUCUUGCUGCUCCUUCUGCCCUUUCUACCGACGAUGAGCAUCCCUGUCCAGUGGCUGGAUGAUAUCAGAUGAUACCGACGAUAUGCUUAACUGCUCAGCAUUUUGACGAUGUUCUUCACUGCUCGUGGGCUGGAUAACAUCAGGAUAUUCUUCCCUGUACGCAGGCUGGAUCGUAUCGAUGAUACGCUUCCCUAGUCCGGGUGUUGAAUGGUACACAUUACUGCUCAAGGGCUUGAUGGUAUCGAAGAUAAGCUUCCCUGCCUGAAAUGAAUUCGAACUUUCGCAAUUACGCAGUCAAGUUUCAGACGAUAUUGUUGGUUGUCAUCAUGCAUAUAAAAAUUUUAAUGGUAUAUUUUCAAUUUUUUGUUAUUGUUUAGUUUGGCAGAAAUUGUUCCUUAACGUAGAUUUCAUUGAAGACCAGAAAUUACCUGAGUAAUUCUUAAUAACAAAUGUCCCUGGUAACCUCAUAUUCAAACUUCGAAUCCUACGAAAAGAUUUAUUUGAAAAUGUGAGAUGAACAAUAAAAAAAUAUCAGUGAAGAAACUCCUAUGUAUUCGAGAAAUAAAUUAGUAACUUAACAUUUUUCACACACCCAAAUAUUACGAAACUUUUCCUGGCAUAUCACGCUUCUUUAAAAAUUUUAAUACUGUCGCUGCUCUGUAUAAGCGCGGAAUUAUGAGUGAAGCUCAUUGUGAGUAAAUAAUGGUGAGUAAAGCUCAUCACCUAUUCAUUUGAACUCGUGAUCGAGGACGUACAGAACUCAUUAUAAAUUUAACAGAAGUGAAUCUUCGUGUACAUUUCUUACUUAAUAUUUAUUUACGUCUUUGUAUUUGCGCUGGGAUGCAAUUUAUAUUUCCAGGUGAAAUGAGUUGAAAUAUUUAAUCUUGCUUUUCCAAACAAAUAAUUGGACAUUUUCAUUUCUAGAAUGCCUAUCGUUAUUUACAGUUGAAUUAUGCACAGUUUUCUCCUGUUGUGUUUCCCCAUUACCUUUAGUUACGAAUUAACAAACAUAUUACGUCUCACCCACCAGCGAUUGUUCCUGGUAUUUUACUCAUUUUGAAUCAUAUUUUUACACGAUUUCAACAAUGAUUGGCCUAUUUUAUCUAUAAAUUGAAGUUAAAUCUAUGAGCCUCGAUCUAUCAAAUCUGUCAUCAUCCUAGCAGGAAGGAACUAUCGAAAUCUGAUUCUAGUUUAGGCGAAAUAAUAGGCUUCCAAAAUUAAAACAAUUCCUAUGUGUUCCAUUCUGUUGGAAUAAAAAGUUUUUCACACUCAAAUUUUUAGUUGAUUUGACAACUUGAUUUGAAACACGCUUUUGUUUAUAAUUAUCACGUAUGUAUAUUACCAAUGAUGCGUCAUAUUCGGGAUAAUAAAUAGUUUUACAGCGAU
Messenger RNA from Hyalella azteca, 2993 nucleotides. RefSeq names its product ras-related protein Rab-37. Gene Ontology annotation, cellular component: Golgi apparatus; endosome. Bases 436 to 1644 code for a protein of 402 amino acids. The transcript has 6 exons. The record is from RefSeq and is a predicted model, not a curated record. NCBI's taxonomy places the organism in Eukaryota, Metazoa, Arthropoda, Malacostraca, Amphipoda, Hyalellidae. Gene Ontology annotation, molecular function: GTP binding; GTPase activity.